UUCACUCUGCCGCAACAUAUAAGCAUUAUUGUUCCACAUUCAAAAACACAAUAAGACAUGAAUCUUUCUACUUCUUCUUCUUGCCUUUUCUCCUUUGAAACUCUCUCCUUCUUCUUCUCCUCUCUAUAUUCCUCUAAAAGCACACCCCCCCCCCCCCCCCCCCCCCCCCCCCCCUUCCAUUUGAGUUAACUUUGUCUAAAAGAGGGAUAUCUGUUUGAAUAUUAUUAACAUUCCCUUUUGGUGCUUUGGUUUAAGGCUGUGCUUUUAUCACAGCCUUUAUCAUAUUUGUGCAAUAUGAAGGUCUCUGGCUUCUGGGUAAUGUUUUUAUAGUUUGGGCAGCUUUGAUGUUCCUUGGCUUCUCUAACUGCAAAACUGGCUCUAGUGUUCAUGAUGUGGGGUACCACCAUGGUGAUGGCUCAACUGUGAUAUCAGUAAUAAGCAGAAAACUCAAGGAGACUAGUUAUGAACCAAAGACAAAGGAAACUAAAGAUAAGCCCACUAUGGAUCUGGAAGACUACCACCCUAUUGAUCCAGUUCCAAGCUCAAAGGCUUCUAUAAAACCUGGGCCAAUCGAGCAUGGGACUCCUAUAAUCCCAUAUAUACCAAAGCCUUCUCCUCCUAACCAUCCCAAGCGUGGUGGAUCUGGUUAACAAAUCCGGUGAAUACCCUGGCCACUUGGAAGAUUAAUGUUAUGCCACUGUGUUCGCUUGUACCUAUAUUUGUGUUGACCAGCUUGUAUAUUAUGCACUGGUGAUGACUAUAUAUAUUAUGCACUGGUGAUGACUAUAAACUUAUUCGUCUUUAUUAUAUUUAUGAAUGUUCUGUGAGUCCAAAUCUUUUAGCAAUAAUAGUAAUAAUAUUUGUCAGACA
Molecule: messenger RNA, 870 nt
Organism: Humulus lupulus (European hop)
Lineage: Eukaryota; Viridiplantae; Streptophyta; Magnoliopsida; Rosales; Cannabaceae
Exons: 3
Coding region: 345-650 (101 amino acids)
Source: RefSeq, a predicted model, not a curated record